AUGUCACUGCGCGGUGGCCGCGGGCUGGCGGCCAUCUCCCCUCUGCCCUCCCCGGGCACAGCCGCGCUCACGCCGCUGUCACUGGAUAGGGCUGACCCGGCGGUCCCGGACAGGUACCAGGACACCCCUCAGAGGGGACGCGGGGCGCUGCCCCUCCCGCGGCUGUGGCACACGCUGUCCCCGGAGCCGCUGGCCUCGGACUGCCCCGGGGACUCGGUGUCCUCGCAGCCCACGGAUCCAGGUGAGGGACUGCGGCUGCUCCGCCCCACAGCCGUCCCCAACCGCUGCUGGCUCUGGGGUCGUGCCGAAGGUGUGGGAGGGGGGUCCGAGGGGCUCGAGGCUUUUUGGGGAGUGAUGGGCAGGAGCCCGUGCCUGCGGUCCCUGGGGCUCAGCCAGGAGCCGCUCCGCUGGGGACCCUGCUCGGGCUUCCAGAAAAUGAUGCCGAACUCUGGGAGACGUCUCAAAGACAGGAAGCUCCUUGGCCAGAGGAUGCACUCCUUGCCGGAGGGCUUUGGCCCCAAAAAGCUGCAGAGGCCGGGCCGGCGGGACCGGCUGCCCGCCGGCCAUGGGGCUGCCAGGAGGAACCUUCUUGCCCAGAGCCCUUCCCGCACACCAGAACUGCUGGAUGCCACCAUGUGCCAGGGGAUGGAGAACGGGCUGACCACGCCAGUGAUGAAGAAGGAGGAGGCAAAGCUGCGUGCGGGGAAGCGCAGCCAGUGCCGGCAGCUCUUCCGCUCGUCCUGGCUGCCCGGCAGUGUCCCCAGGCCCGUCCUGAAGCGGGGACAGCCCUCGCACAGGGGCACCCCUGUCAAGGCUAAGAAGCAGAAGAGGGUGUCUGGCAGUCCUGACCAGGAGGCGUCGGUGCAGUUGGUGGGUGAUGGGGAAGGGGAGGAGUGGGACCAGCCUGGAGUGGGGCUGGAGCCUUCCAGAUCCGCCCAGCUUGAGGAGAUGGAGAAAGUGCUGGCCAGCGAUGAGCAGGAGCUCAUUGGGGACUUCUCCAUGCCUCACCUCCUGCCGACGGUGGAAGGGAAGGACCCAAGCCUGAAGUACAUCUCCCCUGGCACGCUGGUGGCAGUGCUGACGGGGCACUUCAGCAGCUUCCUCGAGAGCAGCAUCGUGGUGGACUGCCGGUACCCCUACGAAUACGAGGGGGGCCACAUCACGGGUGCUGUCAACCUGCCGCUGCAGCGGGAUGUGGAGGAAUUCCUGCUGGAGCAGCCCAGUGUGGCGCUGGACAGCAGCAAGAGGGUGAUCGUCAUCUUCCACUGCGAGUUCUCUGUUGAAAGGGGCCCCAAAAUGUGCAAGUUCCUGCGGGAGAGGGAUCGGUCCUGCCACGAGUACCCGCAGCUGCAGUACCCUGAGCUCUACGUCUUGAACGGGGGGUACCGCGAGUUCUUCUUCCAGUUCCCGAGCCACUGCGAGCCCCGGGACUAUCGGCCCAUGGCGCACCCGGCGUUCAAGGAGGAGCUGCGCAAAUUCCGCGGGCAGAGCCGGCGCGGCCGGCGGGAGCUCUUGGUCCGCGGGCGGGACCUGUGA
Messenger RNA from Cinclus cinclus, 1536 nucleotides. Its product is annotated as M-phase inducer phosphatase 2-like. The transcript has 13 exons. The record is from RefSeq and is a predicted model, not a curated record. Lineage: Eukaryota; Metazoa; Chordata; Aves; Passeriformes; Cinclidae. Gene Ontology annotation, cellular component: nucleus; cytoplasm. Bases 1 to 1536 code for a protein of 511 amino acids. Gene Ontology annotation, biological process: protein dephosphorylation; positive regulation of G2/MI transition of meiotic cell cycle; positive regulation of G2/M transition of mitotic cell cycle. Gene Ontology annotation, molecular function: protein tyrosine phosphatase activity.